GUGGACGAUGCGAUGCUGAUGUUUGACAAGACAACCAAUCGACACCGAGGGUUUGGGUUUGUCACAUUUGAAAGUGAAGACAUUGUAGAAAAAGUGUGUGAAAUCCACUUCCAUGAGAUCAACAACAAAAUGGUGGAGUGUAAAAAAGCCCAGCCGAAGGAGGUGAUGUCCCCAACGGGCUCGGCACGAGGGCGGUCCCGAGUCAUGCCUUACGGGAUGGAUGCCUUCAUGCUUGGGAUCGGCAUGCUGGGUUAUCCAGGCUUCCAAGCUGCCACCUAUGCGAGUCGAAGUUACACUGGCAUUGCACCUGGCUACACUUACCAGUUCCCUGAGUUCCGUGUAGAGCGGACCCCUCUCCCGAGUGCCCCCGUCCUCCCUGAGCUCACAGCGAUCCCCCUCACUGCGUAUGGACCAAUGGCAGCAGCAGCGGCUGCGGCAGCGCCGGGGGGGCGGGGGGGAGCGGCGGCUGCGGCAGCCGUGGUGCGAGGGACAGGUUCCACCCCGAGUCGCACCGGUGGAUUUCUGGGCACCACCAGCCCUGGGCCGAUGGCAGAGCUUUACGGAGCCGCCAACCAGGACUCAGGGGUCAGCAGUUACAUCAGCGCUGCCAGUCCAGCCCCGAGCACCGGCUUUGGCCACAGCCUAGGGGGUCCCUUGAUUGCAACAGCUUUCACCAAUGGGUAUCACUGAAGCUGGGUACCAAGGAGGCAGGAGGUAAGACAGCUUCGAACAGGAACGGGUAACGAGAGGAGUGAAGUUCUGAGCUGGUCCCUGUGCUUGGGCUCUCAGCAGGAGCUGUGGAUGCCGCUGUGAGGUUCCCCAGCCUGUGGGAGGGGUCCUGCGGCCAGCCUGGGGCUCUCUUUUGCACCAGAGGC
Messenger RNA from Balearica regulorum gibbericeps (East African grey crowned-crane), 875 nucleotides. NCBI's taxonomy places the organism in Eukaryota, Metazoa, Chordata, Aves, Gruiformes, Gruidae. The record is from RefSeq and is a predicted model, not a curated record.